Molecule: messenger RNA, 1671 nt
Organism: Thamnophis sirtalis
Lineage: Eukaryota; Metazoa; Chordata; Lepidosauria; Squamata; Natricidae
Source: RefSeq, a predicted model, not a curated record
AUGAGCAGCGACCCCAGUGCCGGCCCCGUGGAGACCACCAGUGAGCCCAAACUCAUCAGGGUGACUUUGAAAAGCUCAGGGAAGACGCAGGACUGCCUGCUGGAUGGGAAGAGCAGCAUUGCGGAGCUGAAGGAGGAGGCCCGACGCCGUUUCUUGGUCAGCAAAGAGCAGAUGCUUGUGAUAUUUGAGGGGAAAAUAUUGAAAGACCAGGAAACUUUUCUUCAGCAUGGCAUCCAAAAUGGGGACACGGUGCAUGUGGUGGUGGAAAGGCCAGAACUCAGAGGCAACCAUGCCCUGCAAACAGCCUCCCCCGCUCCAGGCUGCAGUGCUCCCCAUGCGGCUGUCGGUGCCUCGGCGUCUUCUGGAGGGCUGAACUUCCAGCCGCUGCUGAGAAGCAUCCGGAGGGACCUCCUGACCCUGCUGGACAUUUUGAGUGAGCUGCCUCAGCACUUCCAGCAUCAUCCGGAGCUCAUGUCCCAGGUGGUGCAGAACUCCACCGUCCAGAGUCUGCUCUCCAAGGAGGGAAACCCUCUAACGGUCGCCUUCGUCCUGGGAGUCUCCAGCCUGGUCAGCCUGAGAGUGAUGCAGUCCAGAGACGAGAAAGAGAGGGAGCUCAGUGGCAGGGUGGUGGCCGAGGUCCUGGAGAAACCUUUCAUCCAGAACAUCCUCACCAACACACAGGAGUUGGCCCAGUUCUUGUCAGAGAACCCGGAGAUGAAAGCAUUUGCUCAAGAGACGCCACAGUUUGGCCGGCUGUUGAGCCUCAGCGGCUUAACUAAGAUGAUGGUCACCUAUAAGAAGCUUCCACGACUGGCGGGCACUGUCACGCCGGACAUCAGCCUUGAAGCGGACAUGCUGGAUGAUCUGCAGUCCUUCCGCCAGUUGUUUGUGGACAUCCGCCAGGUCCUCUCCGGUCCAGAGGUUCAGGAUGAACUGGAGGAAAGGAUGCUGAGGCAGACGAUAGAAAGCAGCCCUUCCUUAAUCCAACUGGCUAAAGAAAAUGUCAGCAUCGGCCACCUGCUGAGCAACCCGAAGGUCGUGGGGGAAAUAAUCAGGUACAUCCGAAAGCCAGAAGUCAAGCAGGAAAUGGACAGACAUUGUGAUCGGAUCCUGAGCAACAUUGAAAGUUUCCCAGGAGGCUACAACAUCUUGCAACGCAUGUAUAAGGAGAUGGAGGAGCCCAUCUGGAGCGCGAUGGAACAACAGCACAAAAAUCCCUUUGCCACCCAGGGUCCAGCUUCAAGUCAGGCCGUUCUCCCCCCCGGAAUAGAGAACAGAACGCCUCUGCCGGACCCCUGGCUCCCUAGGCCGCUGCAGACCAGGCCUCAGGAGAUGGGCAAGGUCCACCACCCGAGAGGUGCUGCGGAAGACGGAAACCUCCGUCCGGAGAAGGUGUCAAAGGGGAGCCAAGUGGAUUUUAGUUCAGAAAGCAGCCAGACUGAGGGCUUACCUGAAGCGCCAAACGCCAGCCCGGAGAGUUCCACCUCUUUCUUGCAGGACGGACAACCCCCAGCCACGGAGGCCCCACAGGCCCCAAUAGUUCAGGAUCUGCAGGUGCUACCUGGCCAGCCUAAUGCAAACCUAAAGGAAGGGCUGAGUUCUCAAGAGGAGACAGAAGACAACCUUGAAACAUCCACGGAGACGCCACCACCUGGCUCCGGUCUGGCCUAG